AUGUCUGUCGGCCGAAGAUGCGGCCUGGAACAUAGAUCACCUAUGCAUAUGAAUGCUGUAGAACCAGAUGUUUCUGCAAAAGUAGCGCAGGUUUACACCAGGCACUCUAGGCGGGGGGAUUUCUACUUUCACUCGGCAGCGGUGCGUUACGACAGGGCGACUCAAGACUGGUAUAUGGUACGAGGAAUCGUGGAAGACACAGAAAACAGCGUACCUACUGCGCAUAUGAACAUAACAGACAAAAUUAAGGUAAUGCAUUCAUCUUUUAAUACAAGGAACGUGGUGCGACAGCAUACGCUUACCGGUAAGGAAGGAGUCGAGGAUAGGAAGAGCAAUAGCUAUAUCGAGAGUUUUCCACAGGAAGUAAGCAAAUCAACAUAUCCGGUGUCUACUACGUUAGGAUGCAAGCGAGUGGACACGGCUCGCAUUGACCAUGCCUACGGUCUCCUACAAGGCGACGCUAAUAUAAACACGACGAACGUUAACAUGCCAAGAGGAUUUCUCGAGCACGUGAUGAACAAGCAGCUCACAGCUACCCACCACACUUUGCUUAACCCUGGACAUGCGCGGAUGGAGCCAUUGGUCUGGCGAGAUAGUGAGUUCAAUAACUCACUUACCAGCGAUUCCUUCAUCUCGGCCGUCGUGAAUGACAUCACUUUUAAGAAGCGAGCUACAAUCGAAAAUAGCAAGGGUCGAUUCCAACUUGUAAACAAAGCUAGGUUUAGGACACAUAAAGUUGUGGAGUUGCCCUAUGACGAAGAGACAGAAGCGGAUGUCAUACGGCGCUAUCAUAAAGACGAGGCGACGAAAGGCAUGCAGGAAGAUUGCGAAAUCUUAUGGCGAGCUGCCCUACGCCCACUAGAGUGUUUUGAGUUACAGGUUUAUAGUCGAUGCUUUAACGGUAGUGCUGUGCCGGGCUACCCCAUGGUACCCAUCAUGUGCCGAAAGGGAGGUCAAAUGCUGCACGAAAGUAACGGUAAGAACGUACAAAUCAGUCUGGCACUCAAUAACGCCAAGGCAACUACUGAGCGGCUUUUCCAUUCACUGGUAUGGCGAGAGGUCAAUGCCUUCCUGGACUUGUUGUGUUGGACAUUGAAAACGCACGAAAAGACGAAGGAGGAGGAACAGAGGCUGUUCCACCAAAAGAUAUUACCCAUUGUUUCCAAGCUGGUUGGAAGUCGAGCAACCUACUCGCAGGCUACUAAUUUUGCCCUCCCCAAUAUCUCAUGGAGUCGAGUUUUGGGUGAAUCCAUUACUAAGCUAGUGUCACAGAAGUAUAAGCGUAUUGAAACAAUCAAUAUGUUUAAGCGAGUUGAACCGAGAUACCCGGAUAUCAUCAUUCGGUAUGCCGACAAAAAUCACAAACCACGCAACCCGGCGCGUAAAAGAUCUUUUAGUGAGAUGGAGAGAGGCUCGCCUACUUCACUGCCACCCACGAUGGGGCAGGGGGUUGAUGUGACAGAAGACGAGACUGAUGAUAUCGGGGACUGUAAAGGAAUGUUGGUACAUAACGGAGGGCUCAUGCCACCGAUGCCCAGGAACGCGAGUCUGGUCAGAAUGUUAGAGCUAGGUUAUCAAUGUUUCCGGGAUCGAUUCGACUUGCCCUAUCCUAAGAACUAUGAGAUAUGA
Molecule: messenger RNA, 1629 nt
Organism: Branchiostoma belcheri (Belcher's lancelet)
Lineage: Eukaryota; Metazoa; Chordata; Leptocardii; Amphioxiformes; Branchiostomatidae
Exons: 1
Coding region: 1-1629 (542 amino acids)
Source: RefSeq, a predicted model, not a curated record